Hymenoscyphus albidus is the source of this 2545-nucleotide messenger RNA. The record is from the annotation of a GenBank genome assembly. Lineage: Eukaryota; Fungi; Ascomycota; Leotiomycetes; Helotiales; Helotiaceae.
ACUUCAGACGCUCAUUCACCUACCAAUGGACGAUACGAGUACUUUGUGCGAAACUUCGAUGGUCAUAGAGUAAAUUUUCCCCUGAUGAGAAUGCAGGUGGAAAUAAAUUACUACUUCACAUUCUAGCCUUUCAUUGCUUCCUUUCUCCCUCUGCGAUUAUAUCUCGAAGCCAAAUCGAAAGGCCACCGUUUGCGAUUACUCUUACACCCCACAAACAUCCUCAAUCGCAAAAGAAAUCUUUCGCCAUGACACGAAGACAACGUCUCGCCGUGACCAUAGGCAUAGGACUAGCCAUCUUCCUAAGCUUCACAUUCAUUCUCUCAACCCACAGCCGCGGCGGAAACCUAGCAGACUCCGAAUACCUCUCCUCCAACCAACAACCCCUAGCAAAGCUCGACGACAGCGUAUUGAAAGGCACCGCGACAGCCGCCAAAAUCGAAAAUGCAACGUUAAAGUAUUUUCCCCCUCUCCUUUUAAUCUCUCAUCACUAACAUACUUUUUCCCAGGGCAGAACUCGGCCACGCAUCCUGGAAACUCUUCCACACGAUGAUGGCCAAAUUUCCCGACAAGCCCACACCCGAUGACAGCGCCGCAUUAAAUACCUACAUCCACCUCUUUGCACGACUAUACCCUUGUGGUGAUUGCGCCAGACAUUUUCAAAAGAUAUUGAAGAAGUUUCCGCCGCAAGUUGCGACCAGGAGUACGGCUGCGGCGUGGGCGUGUCAUGUACACAAUGAGGUUAAUAAAAGGCUGAAGAAACCGCUUUUUGAUUGUAGCAAUAUUGGAGAUUUCUAUGACUGUGGGUGUGCGGAGGAUCCAGAGGAUAAGAAAAAAGGGGGGAAAGAGGGGCUGAAGGAAAAGGGGAAGAAGGACUUUACGCCUUUGACUAUCAGUGAUAAGGAGGGGUGAGUUUUGUCUCUUUCCUGGGUGAGGAAUAUAGGGUUAUGGGGGAAAUACUGACCAUUUUUUGCAGUUUGACUAGAGGGGGAUGAACUUUGUACAUUUUGGUAGGAUGUUUGAGUAGGGUGUAUAUAGAUUGGGAGAGUCAGUAGGUUGAAGGCAUUAAAGCACGGCGUCAAAGGGCAAUUUUGGGAAAGCAUUUUGUUUGAGAUUUGGAGUUUGGUAGAAGAAAUACUCUACAUAUUUCUCUUGACUAUCACUACCCUCGAGGUUACUUUGGUAAAUGAAUUAGAGAAUCUUCGAUUGUAUCUGUACUUUUCUUUGCACCUUAUCUGGUAGAGAUGGUCGAUAUUUGGGAAAUCUCUUUCAAACCCGGUCUUGGGAGGCAGUGAUGAGCUACCAAUAGUGAAAUCAACGAUACAAAUUCGAUAGAGAAAUCUUACAUUUCAGCUCUCGACUUCUCACUUCUAACCUCAAUCAUUGGCGCGCGGCUUUGAGACCUAGGAAGCGGCUGACUAAUCCCAAUCACGUGUAGCCUCGCGUCUCGACUGCCUGAGCUCCAAGAGCUUCGGCGACAACAGCAACAGCUCCAUCAAUCCAGAAGCUGUUCAACCUCAUACACCACUUUGACAGAACAAUUCAAUUCUCGCCCAACUUCCCACCAUCUGCAAUAAUCAUCAUGGAUUUCGGUACCUCAGGAAAUCUGAACGAAGGUAUGGUUUGACCCAUAUGGACAGGCGACACUUGGAACAAUAGCUGAUUACAGCUUCCCAUAGAUGGAAUUCACGUCGAUAUGGAUCGCCUGAAGAAGGGCGAAGUCAAGUAAGAUCUGCCGAUACGUUCCUUAUGUAUUUUAAUGUACUAAUGAUAUACGCAGCUUAGGAACUUCAAUGUAAGCUUCAGUUUGAGCGACCCCUCCAACGCCAAUCUAACUUUGAACUAGCAUGGCUAUCAACUUCAAAGAUGGUGUCAUAUUGGGUAUGUUUAUGGAAUUCUGGCGCAUUCAGUUCACAGGCUGAUAUGUUGAAUGAUUAGGCGCGGAUAGUAGAACGACAACUGGAUCAUACAUUGCAAACCGAGUUACGGACAAGCUUACACAAGUCAGCGAUACCAUCUGGUGCUGUCGGUCAGGGUCUGCGGCAGAUACACAAGCAGUUGCGGAUAUCGUUCAUUAUCAACUGGGAAUGUAUGGAAUUCAAAAUGGCAGACCACCGACCACUCAAACUGCCGCGGCGAUGUUCCAGGAAUUGUGUUACGAUAACAAGGAUCGAUUGAGGUAUGGUUUCGUAUUUUUGAUGGCGUUGUUUCAAAACUGACUUUAGGCAGUGCCGGAUUGAUCAUUGCUGGAUGGGAUGAGCGACAUGGUGGACAGGUUUAUUCGAUACCAUUGGGAGGAUCGUUACACAAGCAAUCAUAUGCCAUCGGAGGAUCUGGUUCAACAUAUAUCUACGGAUACUGUGACGCCAACUGGAAGGAGGGAAUGGAAGAGAAAGAGGCAGUUGACUUUGUCAAGGGUGCAUUACAAGAGGCUAUCAAGUGGGAUGGAAGUUCGGGAGGAGUGAUCAGAAUGGUGGUCUUGACGGCCAAGGGGGCUAAUCGCCAUCUGUAUCUGCCAGAUACGGAUUACGCAGUCCGCCACCAAUAG